Molecule: messenger RNA, 8064 nt
Organism: Mauremys mutica (yellowpond turtle)
Lineage: Eukaryota; Metazoa; Chordata; Testudines; Geoemydidae
Gene: PACSIN1
Product: protein kinase C and casein kinase substrate in neurons 1
Exons: 10
Coding region: 244-1581 (445 amino acids)
Biological process (GO): cytoskeleton organization; positive regulation of dendrite development; regulation of endocytosis
Cellular component (GO): plasma membrane; cytoplasm; endosome
Molecular function (GO): protein binding; phospholipid binding
Source: RefSeq, a predicted model, not a curated record
UCUGCUGUGACCUUCCUGCCAAUGUGCAGAGCGAGAGAAGGACCCAGUAGGCGUCCCUGGCAGCUGGAUCCUAUACAGUAGGGGAGGCAGCCAGCCUGCAGGGGCUUCUGCCUGACAGGUGCUGGGACCUCGCCUUUCCACCAGCCUCCCAUGGUCUCCGCUGUCACUCCUCAAAGUGCAUGAGGUCUGGUGCUUCCCGGAGAGCAGCUGAGCGUGUGCAUUAAACCCUGAGGAACGGGAACCAUGUCAGGCUCCUACGAUGAGUCUGCGGCGGCUGCAGAGGAAAUAACCGACAGCUUCUGGGAGGUGGGGAACUACAAACGGACGGUGAAACGGAUCGACGACGGGCACCGGCUCUGCAAUGACCUGAUGAACUGCGUCCACGAGCGGGCCAAGAUCGAGAAGGCCUAUGCCCAGCAGCUGACCGACUGGUCCAAGAGGUGGAGGCAGCUGAUCGAGAAAGGCCCGCAGUAUGGCAGCUUGGAGAAGGCGUGGGGAGCCAUGAUGACAGAGGCAGACAAGGUGAGCGAGUUGCAUCAGGAUGUGAAGAACAGCCUGCUGAAUGAGGACUUUGAGAAGGUGAAGAACUGGCAGAAGGACGCCUACCACAAGCAGAUCAUGGGAGGCUUCAAGGAGGCCAAGGAGGCAGACGACGGCUUCCGGAAAGCGCAGAAACCCUGGGCCAAGAAAAUGAAGGAGGUGGAGACGGCCAAGAAAGCAUAUCACCUGGCGUGCAAAGAGGAGAAGCUGGCAAUGACCCGGGAAGCCAACAGCAAGGCAGAGCAGUCCAUCACUGCAGACCAGCAGAAGAAGCUCCAGGACAAGGUGGAAAAGUGCAAGCAAGAUGUGCAAAAGACCCAAGAGAAGUACGAGAAGGUGCUGGAGGAGCUGAACAAGUGCACCCCGCAGUACAUGGAGAGCAUGGAGCAGGUGUUCGAGCAGUGCCAGCAGUUCGAGGAGAAGAGGCUCAUCUUCCUGAAGGAGGUGCUGUUGGACAUCAAGCGGCACCUGAACCUGGCUGAGAGUAGCAGCUACACCAAUGUCUAUCGCGAGCUGGAGCAAACCAUCCGUGUGGCGGACGCGCAGGAGGACCUCAGGUGGUUCCGCAGCACCAGCGGCCCGGGAAUGCCUAUGAACUGGCCCCAGUUUGAGGAGUGGAACCCGGACCUCACACACACGAUAACGAGGCGAGAGAAGAUUAAGAAGAACGAAGGGGUGACCCUGACCAAUGCCACUACCCCGGGCGAGUCAGCAGCAGUGGCCGGAGACCGCGGCAGCGUGAGCAGCUACGACCGCAGCCAGCCCUACACCACUGAGUGGUCGGACGAUGAGGGUGGCAACUCCUUCAGUGCCAGCGAGGCCAACGGCGGCGCCAACCCCUUUGAGGAGGAGCCGGCGGGGAAGGGAAUGCGCGUGCGGGCUCUGUAUGACUACGAUGGGCAGGAGCAGGAUGAGCUGAGUUUCAAAGCAGGCGAUGAAUUAACCAAAUUAGGUGAAGAAGAUGAACAAGGAUGGUGCAAAGGGCGUCUAGACAAUGGGCAACUCGGCCUUUACCCAGCCAACUAUGUGGAGUCUAUCUAACCUCGUGGUGUUCUCGUCAUUGCCGUCAGAAAAUAAACAAACCCUCCGUCGUCUUCAUUUCUCUACACCAGCCAACCAGCCAUCUUGCUGUCUGGUCACUCACGCUGCACCAUUAGAGAUUCAAACAUAUUUUCCAACCAAGCUUUUAUUUUUUUAAGAGCCGUCUCAGAAGAGUAUUUUGCAUACUGGCUUUUCUUCCUCUUCUUCUUCUAAGAUAAUGUGAAGUGAAAGGUCGACGUUGUCUGUCAUUUUUUUUUUUCAAAGCAAAAAGCCAAUACCUCAAGAUUUUAAAGCCCAACCAAUGAGGGCAUUUCCAGGGCUUCUGAUUGGUUGGUUUUUAAGGUUAUUGUAAUCAUAAGCCCACCUUCCCAUUGGCUGGAACUGUUCCGAAACACACAGCAUGUCAACUGCUGGGACCGGUCAAAUUUGCCCUAUUUGAACAUAACCAAAUUAAAAUGGGAGGAAAUGGAAUUUAUCCCCUUUUAUUUAUGUAUAGAUUUUUAUACUCACCCUCCCUAAUCAUUGUCUUUCCAGUUUCUCCAUCUUUGCAGGAGGGUGGGGGGGGGGAAAUCUCCCUACCUAUCCGUGCCCUCUCCCAUUCAUCUCAAACCACAUCCAUGCACCAUACAUCUCCCAUCCAGCUGAACACACCGAGUCUUCAAGUUGGGCAAGGAUUAGGGCUCAUUGAUGUCUUGCAAGCAGGAUUGAUUUCCUGUAAAUUAAAGGAAGAUUCCUCAUCCCAGUGAAAGCUUUGGGGACCUUCCCUUUUUAGAGUAUGGUCUUCCCCUCUUCCUCCUCUAAUCAGACAUCACCAUGGUGUGGUCGCUGGUAUCAUAUUGUCAUCCUGGACUCAGCAAAGGCUUCCUUCCAAUGCUCUUCAGUGACAUUUCAUCACUUCCUCAGUCCAGCUUCCUAGCAAGGCUGUACAAGUUCUCCAGUCCGAGACAGGAAUGCCUCUGGCAGCACCUGGGCACACUGGAGCAAAGGCACCUGUGGACCCUGAACCACAAUGUGGACUCCUGCUCCCUUUUCAGGGGAUGCUUGGUACACCGCUGUGGUGUGGAGAGCAGUGUAGGCCUGUGAAAGCUAAUGGAGGCCUGCACUCUGGGAGGGAGCGAACUGGGCCUUGAAAUGCAUCACCUCUUGUUUGGAGAUUUGCAAUGCUACUUCACCACUGUUGGAAACCUCUUUGUAACAGUGACAGGUGCUGGGGUGAUUCAGGGUGCCAGGCUGGGAUGAAUCUUAGGCCUGGAUCAAGACCUCCUUCCUGGGAAAGGAAUCUCACCAGGGACCAUCAGAGGGACUAUUUUUCUGCCACUGAACUAAGGUGGGACCAGACUUCACUGUCCCGUUCUUUGCACUGGAAUGUGGUGGAGAUUUAUGUUGAUUCCAACCGGAUGUGGAUGGGUCCAGGAUAUUCCCUUUACACGUGCAGGCUUUCUCCCCCAGCCACCUGAUGGAGGAGGCAGGGGGCAUGGAGAGGAGUCGCCUGGCAUUCUGACUGGGUGCGUAGCAUGGGAGAUGCUUCAGGCCACCACCCUGCCUAGGACGCAUGUGGAAGAGUCACAGGUGAGAAGCAGUUAGUAAAUGAAGCCUGCACUUCAGACAGGAGAGGGUCCCUCCUUUAGGUUAGGCUAAGGAACAACUCAUCUGCAUAGCUUUGUGCACCUGGUGUGGGCUCUGGACACAGCUUCCAAGAGGAGAGAACAUGGGACUGGAUUGGUGUGUAUGGAAUGGAUUCCGAGCCUGGAUCCCAACCGGUGUAAGAGUGGGGAUAGGUGCUGAUGCUGCAACACAGAGGAAAGACAGCUAUAAAGCAAGCUGCUGUGUCCCUUCCCCAAUGAGAAUGGGUGUCCUCCAGCCCCAUUCAUGGCCCCAAGUCCUGUCAUGAGCUCCCUGGAGGGACUGUGAAUAGGAUUCCCCAGCAGCUGCUCUGCACCUUCCUCAUGAAAGGCAUUUUCACCACAUAGGCCCUGCUGAUCACACAUGACCUGUCCCCUGACUUCCAAGCCAAGCCUGCACUUCUGCUUGCCAGCAGUAUAGCUGUGGGUGCUCCAUUGUAGCCAGCAACCAAUUCACCCCUGUGCAACUCCAUUGACCUCAGUGAGCUUAAGCGGGGGUGGAUUGGACCCUGAGACUUUCCUAAGCCAUGAUAAUACCAGAGGGGCGUUCUGCAUCAGCUGGAAAUGUGGCAGAACCAGGCCCUCGGCCCCGAGAGAAGGAAGUAAAGCAUGUGGGGCCCAAUUCCAAUCUCAGUUUCACUGGUGUAAAUCUGGAGUAACUCUGCCCAAGUACCAGAGGUUUUACUCUGGAUUUAGAUCAGCAUCAGACCUAAAGGCAGUGGUGUGGGAACCAAAGAGUAAAUGCCAAAUGGAAGAGAACGUCAAAGCAAAAUCUGUCUGGCCUGAUACACCAGGGUCUCCUCGCGGAGAAUAAAAGAGGAUGGGGAUUGGUGUUUACUCUGAUCCAUGGAGGAAAGGGGCCAUUACAUCGCUUGCCAAGCCCAGCCUUUCUAGCGCUAAUCAUGCCUGGGGAAUGCCUGUGGCUUCUCCCAUCAGUGGCAGGUGGAAAGUCCCCACGAGGGCACAAAGGUGGCAUCCCAGGGCUAUAAAAAAAACAAUCCUUUUGUCAAACGCUACAUGGAGCUGCAGCAUCUCAGCCUUUUAACCCCCUACAAGCCAGGAUAGCAAAGUGAGGACUGUGGGAGAAAGGGACACUUGCUUUUACUUCUGCUUCAGUCAGGUAGGGGAUGUGAAUACUGGCUGGCAUCCCAUGGCAAAUAGAACCUCUGUUAGAACGUCUUCCUUGGAAGGUUUUGCCAGAGACAAGCAGGCAGGAGCUGUUCAAAGGGUCAAGCGUCCCCUGGAAAACAGGGAUGGCUGUUCCCCUGUGGUUUUAGCCUGAAGACUGAGAUAACGCCAACAACCCGUUGCCCGUGGGAGAGGUCACCAGAAGACUAAACCACCACACAGCUACUUAUGUUGUCAUCACUCUCUGUUGCACUAGAGACACGCCUGAGCCCAUAACCCUACGUCCAAACAAUGCAGGUCUGAGUUCCAUCUGUAUUUGUUAUUUCAUAGCCCUGGGAUGCUUUGUAAGUGGGGCCUACCAGCAAGCCCAUGCGGGAAGGAGCAGUGAGAGGGUGUUGCUCAGUAGGUUCACAACAUAACCCAACCCAAAACCUUCCCAGGAGAGAAGCUGGCAAAAGCAAACCUAGUUAUCCAAGCUGUUUCCUCCUACUGGCAGUGAAGUUGGGUCACUUGUCAUCCAACCACAUUUCCUUUCCUAAUCUCUGGGUGAGCCUCAGGCUGGUUCCAUCGAUGCUGAAUGCAAAGACGAGCCAUUCAGGAGAUUCCUAGCCAGAAUUUAGCAAGACAUCAUCUCCCCGGCCUCCCCCCUAUUCAGGACAAAAAGAUAUUGACUGGUAGAGAUACAUAUGACAACUCCCAUGGGGCAGGUCUUGAGAAGCCUCUUCCUGCCCUGAGUGUAAGUGAAUGGGGCUAAAUACUCCAUUGCCCCUGCGCAGCAAGAGCAGCCCUUCAUGAGUCACAGCUGAGUCAUGGCUCACCCUGCCCGCCCCUUUUCCAGCAGGCUCCGCCUCCUCUCAGCAUCUGGCUACCAUGCUCCUUAAGCAGCCUCCACCGGGGCAGCUUGUGUCUUGGAGGUGCAGAAAAACAACAAAGAACAUUUAUAUAGCGGAUUCAAAUUUCAUAUGGCCCACGGGUGCAUAUGGGUAACAGGUUAUCUGCCAUUCCUUGAGCAGUUCAGGAGAAAAGGUCCCCCUGAUUUUUCCACAGGAAGCCACAGAUGAUUGCUUAUUUAUCCCCCAUCAUCUUCAAAUUCAUCAGCUGCCUCCCCUCCACCUCCUCCUCCUCCUCAGUCUGUUUAGUUCAUGAAUUAUUGACUCCAGCGACCAAGUGUUCUUCCCGCCCGAAUAAAUGUGCUGCAUCCUGGAUAACAUAGACAAGACCUCUCCAACCUUCAGCUCUAUUUCUUCCAUUAGUUAACAACAACAACAACAAGUCAAGGAAAUGCUGUUGUCUCAGCACUGCACCUGUUUUUUGUACAUUGAUUGUGUAAUUUAAAAAAGAUCUAUCUAUCUACAUAUAUAUAUAUAUAGUGAUUGUAUUACUGUGGAUAUGACAAAAACAACAAAAAGAGUAACUGAGCUAUGUAAUUGUUAUAUGGAUUUUAACCCUCCUUUGAGUCUUGUGCUCGAAUAUCACCUGGUGUAGAUGUAACUGUCACCUUUACCAGAUGAGCAUUACUUUGGGGUUUGGUUUGUAGCAGGCAAUGGGUAUAGGGAGUAAGAGCAGGGAUAUUUCUCAAGUGCCAGUGUGGCGGGGUUGGGGGGGGCACUUCCUGCACAGGAAGUAUGAUGCCUCCCACCUCCACCCAUUGCACGCUGAAUUAUCGCUGCGCCUGAACCAGGUGUAAAAGGACCUGUUGUGUUCAUCCAGAGAAGCUCGAGAACCCGGGGGCCUGGUUUUCAGAAGCCUUGGGUGCUUGCAGACUUCAUCAUCUAGAGUUGGGGAGGUUCAGUCCCUCUGACCACCAGGACUUGAGUGUUCUGAAAACACGUCCCUCCAAGAUGCUGAGAAGCUGAGCCUGUUGCAGGAGCAGGCCAGAGCUGGGGUGGGAAACAGGUGGAAAAGGCCCUUUGCAGCAAAGACCAGCUCUCUUAUCACUCCUCAUAGGAGAUGAGCCAGGACCUCUGCCAUGAAGCCUUUGUUGAUGGGGAGGAGGGAUUGGCUCAAAUCCCUGAUGCUGCCAUGAGGGCUUUGCUUCCAAGUCAGAUCCAAAGCCAGAUCGGGGGGAGUGGUCUAAAGUUUUGCUGUCAGGAUGAAGCCAAGAUCCUUGCAAGAUUUUGAGUCUCCCCAGAUCAAGUUGGGGGUGCGUGUUUGCCUCCCACUUAGCCUGUGGUCGUGCAGCACUGGAUUUUAGCAUUGUCCAACCUAAAGCCCAAGCCUAGUUCCAAUUCAGCUCCAAGCCUGAAAGGACGAGGGAAACCCAAUCCUCAUAACCACCCCCUUGGCCCAUCUCGCUUCCUGAUGUUUGGUUCCAGGAACGUUUGGCAGACGCUUUUCCACGCUGCAGCUCCAGGUCAGAGGAGCUUUGAGUUUGGAAUGGCAGGAGAGGGACACUUAGGCUUUAUUUUGUUUUUGCCAAGCUCAGAACAGCAAUAAUGAAGUGACUGCAGGGCCUUGAUCCAGCUGGGACAGAAGAAAUAGCCCUUACGUCAAGUGGGUGAAAGUUUUCACUGUGGGUAAAGUGAUGGGAGUUGGCCAUGUCCUGCAUGGAAGGCACUGAAACUUCCGCUCUGCUUUAGGGCAAUGGGGAUGGGAAACAUGGAACUGAGUGGACGGUGCACAGGGGAAAUCUUUUAUGUUGCUCCAGUGAAGUCAGCAGAGCCACGUCCAUGAGGAAUUUGGCCCAUUCUCUUUAGAAAAAGACGCGUGACCUGUCUCCCAAGCCGGCCAGCACAGCCAGCAAUAACCAGAGGCGGACACUUCUUCUCUCAGUAAAGGUCCUUUGCAGGAGACUUUCCCCUGAUGCCAAGACUCCCUAAGGAGCAAGCAAGGCCCAAACCAAAUGCUAGGGUGAAUCACAACAUAAGAGCGCAGUCCUGGGAGGUCCUGAGCUCUCUGAAUUCAGACCAGGCUCAGACGGGGUUUGGAGGCUCCUCUGCGGGAGUGGUCCCUACAUUAUCCAAUAGCUUCCUGGAGUGGGUUGUAACCCAAUAGGACUGAGCUGAGACACUUUUAGGACAGGCUCUCAGGCACAGUUUAAGAAUAUUUAAUCCGCCACAUGGAGCAGGUCCUCUGCUUCCUCCCCUUGACUGCUCCACUGAAUGUGUUAGCUCCUAAAUCCAUUGAACUCGCCGUUGGUCACCCUAUCCAUCACUGAGGCUCAGAAAGAGUUUCGUAGUGGGCGAGCAAACAGCUCCCAGGAGAAUAAUUCUGUAUUUAGAUGGAGGGUCAUGGGACAGGCAGAGCACGAAGGGCCAAGCCUUUACCCUGGCAAAAGAAUGUCGCAAGCACUCCACCCUCCCCCUUUCCCCAAAGGACCCAACCGCGCCGGAAAAUAGCGGGGUUAAGAGAAGGCAAAUCUGACCUAUGAGGCUUUAAAAUGGGAGGCUGCCCGUUUAUGGCCUGGGGGGAACUUCAAGGGCUCAAAUAGAAGGGAACAGAGUUUCCAGUGGUUGAGGUAAUGCCAUUAACUGUCUGUCUAGCUCUAUACUCAUCUCUCGAGGGAGAGGACAGAAAUGGGGGCAUGGCCGUUGCUUAACAUUUCCCAUUAGAGCCCUGGAGGCUUGGGGGGCAAUCUUGAGGCUGUAAUUAACAGUGUUACUGCGAGCAAAGCUACACUAGGAGAAGGAGCGUGUGUAUCUGGCACGCAAGGCUGCCUCUUCUUCUAUAAAGGGAAAAAAAUAGGUAAUACUUAAAAAAUACAGUAAUAAAGAAAAAGGAUUAUUUUAUUCAU